Messenger RNA from Seriola dumerili (greater amberjack), 933 nucleotides. Its product is annotated as olfactory receptor 11A1-like. Lineage: Eukaryota; Metazoa; Chordata; Actinopteri; Carangiformes; Carangidae. The transcript has a single exon. The record is from RefSeq and is a predicted model, not a curated record. Gene Ontology annotation, biological process: G protein-coupled receptor signaling pathway. The coding region runs from base 1 to 933 and encodes 310 amino acids. Gene Ontology annotation, cellular component: membrane. Gene Ontology annotation, molecular function: olfactory receptor activity; G protein-coupled receptor activity.
AUGAUCAUGAUGAACUCUUCACAGGUUUCAUAUUUCACACUUGCUGCCUAUUUUCAAACUGGAACUUUGAAAUACUUGUAUUUCAUGAUUGUCCUGUUUUUAUACAUUUUUAUUGUCAGUUUAAAUGUUCUGCUGAUUGUGGUUAUCUGUCUGAACAGAAGCUUACAUGAACCCAUGUACCUGUUUCUGUGCAGCCUGUUUGUAAAUGAACUGUAUGGUAGUACAGGGUUGUUUCCAUUCCUGCUGGUUCAGAUCCUCUCUGACAUUCACACUGUUUCUGCUUCAAUUUGUUUCCUACAGAUGUUUUGUGUGCACUCUUAUGGUGGUAUGGAAUAUUUAAACUUAGCCGUCAUGUCUUAUGACAGAUACCUCGCUAUCUGUUGUCCUCUACAUUAUAACACACGUAUGACGUCUAACAAAAUUGCCACACUAAUUGGUGUAACAUGGUUAUAUCCUUUGCUUGUAUGUAUUGCCAUAUAUUUGACUUCCUCUUUACAGCUGUGUGGAAACACCAUUUACAAAGUUUACUGUGAUGGCCACUCUAUUGUUAAACUUGCAUGCUCAGACGCUCAUACAGCUAAUAUAUAUGGGCUUAUUGCCUCUUUUGGUACAAUGUUUGUUGCUUUAAUUUUUAUCAUGUUCACAUACAUGAAAAUUUUUCGAGUGUGUUUUUCUGGUUCUAAACAGACUAAACAAAAAGCUGUCAGCACCUGCACACCUCACCUUGCUUCCAUAUUCAACUUUUCUGUUGGGGCUAGUUUUGAAUUAAUACAGAGCAGGUUUAAUAUGAAGAGUUUCCCCAGUAUGCUGCGUAUAUUCUUAUCAUUAUACUUCCUCACAUGCCAGCCGCUCUUCAACCCUGUAAUGUAUGGACUUAAUCUGUCCAAAAUCCGUGUCAUAGGUAAAAAUCUGAUGUCAAACGUAGGCAAUUAA